This is a messenger RNA of Porites evermanni, 1326 nucleotides long. The record is from the annotation of a GenBank genome assembly. Lineage: Eukaryota; Metazoa; Cnidaria; Anthozoa; Scleractinia; Poritidae.
AUGUUGUUUGUUGCAGGUGGUGGUUGGUGGGCGUUGGCUAGUAACGCACGUCUUUAUUUUGAAGAUGACUAUAGUAGCAAGCGCAUUGGCAGUUGGUGUGCAGUGGAUAGAAACCCGCAGUGGCUGAAAAUUGACUUGGGUCAGAUGAAAACCAUCACCGGAAUCGCCACCCAAGGUUAUAAACUGAAAGUCAUAAUUGCACUGUACACAUACACUGUAAAUAAGAAAGCUCUCUUUUAGCCCUAAGAGUGGGGCCGUUUCGGUGAGUCCAAUACAGUCCUAUUUUUGGCGUCUAAUUUGGCUUCCUUAAACAGGGCCAAUACAGUUUAAUUACCUAGGGCUGAUUUGGACCCAAAGGCUAAAGUGAGUCCCAGCGUGGGCGGGAACAGCUUUGAUGGGGCUGUUUGGGUGUAAAUUGUGCUCAAAUGACUCGAGGAGAUCCUGAAUCAGACUCUGGCCUGAGAGGCUGAAGUGGCACUUUGGGGCUGGAAAAGAUCUUUUUAAUUUACAGAGUAGGUUAACCUUGUGUUUCUCGCAGGAGUAAAAAAUCUGAAGCUUGUCCGAUGAUCUCUGAGCUUAGUCGGAAAUCUCAGUAUUAACAGCAAUAAGAAAUAGCAGGAAAUCAUUUAUAUAGCGCAUCAUAUAUAUCCUUUCCGUUUAUGGCGCUUUACGAUAUAAAGGAGGCGUUCGUUAAAGACUUAAAAAAGAAUCAAUCACGUAACAUGUGUAGGGUGCUCGUCUGGGGUCUUGCCUUAAAGAACGACUUGUUCCAAUUCAAUUUAACUUAUUCUUUUCUUAGGACGUGACGUAUUUACCGAACAUGUCGCGAACUACGAGCUUGCCUUCAGUGCUGACGGCAGCACGUGGAAGAACUACGAGGAAAAUGGACGAUCAAGGGUGAGAUUAAUCUGGUACAAGGAACUAAACAUUAUAUGGGCUUAGUGUCUUUUAAAACAAAAUAAUAUUUUACCCUGUCUCAGGCUUUCCUCCCCUUUACAAAGUUGAAAAUCAUUAAAGUUUAAGCGUUGCAAAAUUAAAGCAAGCCUUUUAAACAGCAAGCGAGGGGUUUAUACUGUCGAUACUAAUAAGAAAAUCAGAGAAGUUCCAAGGAUUUUUAGCUGAUGUUGUUGCUAUCAUUCACGGUUAGAUUGUACUUAAGCUUUAACGUAUUUUCGUAUCUAGGUAUGUGACGGUAACUGUGACAACUUCACACCGGUUUUAAACAGGUUUAAUCCGGUUCAAGCUCGUUACGUGAAAGUGCUGCCCCAUGAUAAUCCUUCCUCCUGGGUGUGUAUGAGGGUUGAGCUGUAUGGUUGUGACCCUUGA